This is a messenger RNA of Helianthus annuus (common sunflower), 598 nucleotides long. RefSeq lists its product as uncharacterized. The transcript is spliced from 3 exons. Bases 121 to 396 code for a protein of 91 amino acids. Lineage: Eukaryota; Viridiplantae; Streptophyta; Magnoliopsida; Asterales; Asteraceae. The record is from RefSeq and is a predicted model, not a curated record.
UAUAUUAAGGAAGGGCUAGAAGGCUAUUCAUUGGCUAACCAGGAUAGGUUGGUAUUUAAACUGCCAAGUCGGAAUUAGUUGUCCCUUUUCUUCUCCUUUACCUUCCUCAACCUCUUCCAAAUGUCUUCUUCAACACUCAAGCGUUGGUUAAGGCCUGAGGUUUACCCUCUAUUUGCUGCUCUUGGCGUAGCCGUCGGAAUCUGCGGUAUGCAGUUGGUUCGCAACAUCAGCGGUAAUCCUGAAGUUAGAGUGAACAAGGAAAACAGAGCUGCUGGUGUGCUGGAUAACUUUGCUGAAGGGGAAAGGUACGCGGAGCAUUCGUUGAGGAAAUUUGUUCGCAACAAGAGCCCCGAAAUUAUGCCAAAUCUCAAUUCCUUCUUUGCAGACCCAAAAUAAACUCAUUAAACAAAAUCCAGGCUGUUUUUGUAAGAUAAAAAACUAGUGUGUGGUUAUGAUCGGCUAUAAGCCAAUGCUUGAUGUUUUUUAACGUUAUGAUUUAACAGUUCAGCACAAUAAUUGAACUUGCAUAAGCUGGUUGUUUAAAAACAAAGUAUUUGUAACUAAAAUGUUCAGUUUGGUGCUUUAGAGUUGCUUGACA